Vitis riparia (riverbank grape) is the source of this 3463-nucleotide messenger RNA. RefSeq names its product ribonuclease E/G-like protein, chloroplastic. NCBI's taxonomy places the organism in Eukaryota, Viridiplantae, Streptophyta, Magnoliopsida, Vitales, Vitaceae. Gene Ontology annotation, cellular component: cytoplasm. Gene Ontology annotation, molecular function: RNA binding; RNA nuclease activity; starch binding. Gene Ontology annotation, biological process: rRNA processing. The transcript has 14 exons. The record is from RefSeq and is a predicted model, not a curated record. Bases 137 to 3196 code for a protein of 1019 amino acids.
ACGUGCGGGAGCAGGCGCCAAGCGAAACGAGGGGGAGCAAGAAGUUAUCUUCUUCUUCUCCAUUCAAUCACCGUAUCCAUCCGCACGCAGAGUUGCCAGGAGGAAUAGCGCCUCAAAUGACGAAAUUGUCUCUCCCAUGGCUUCCGCUUCUCUAGGCGCAACCCUCAUGGACUUCCACGAAGCUCCUUCUCACCGCCGCCACCUCCACCUCCUCUCUCCACGCUCUUCCCUUUUCCCCUCCGACCGCUUGCUAUUCCCCAGGUACUUUUACCAUCACAUGCCGCUGGAGAAUAAUGUGUACAGAUUCACUCUUUGUAUAGGCACUCAUAAUUCAGUCUUAAAGUCAUCUAUCAAGUCUAUGAGGAAAGGCAACUCCAGCACCGCCUUCAAAGGGUUGUGCAAGGUCAUUUGGACCAUAGAAGCGGAUUUGGAAGAUGGGCAGCUUCUGUAUAUAACUGGGGAUCCUAAUGUCUUGGGUUGCUGGGAACCGGAUAUGGCUGUUCUAAUGUCUCCUACUGAGCACACUAACUUAUGGAAGGCUGAAGUCAAGAUAACUUGUGGGAUAAAUUUCAAGUAUAAUUAUUUCAUAAAAGGAGAUGCAUGGCCAUCAUGUGAUAUCAUUUGGAAACCUGGCCCUGAAUUUUCUCUAUUGGUACCUCUUCAUGGUAAACAAGAUAAAAAAAUUAUGGUGCGGGAUUCAUGGAUGACAUCUAAUGCCAGAAGGCCUACAGCUCAUAUAUGGGGGUCAUGGAUGGAGGAUUCAUACUUCCCUGCAGAACAUUUGAUCUCACCUCCCUCUAGAGAUGAAGAUGAGAUUGCCAAAUGCCUUAAAAGUGAUUCUCUGUCAAAGCUAUUCUUAGAUGAUCUCUCAAUCGAGGAUAAAUCUUUCUCUGAUAAUGAGGAUACAAUUAGUGCUAUGAGUAAAGGCUUAGAUUCUAAUGGAACAGUCUCUAUGAGAGAUCAGCCAGUUGAGGAGCCUUGGCUGCUCCAAUCAUCUCUUAUUGCAUCCAAGGAAGAGAUGGUUUCCAACAUGUCUAAAAAUAUAGAUACUGCACAAGUUGAGGUAUCUCACUUAAAAUUGCUUGAUCAGAGUUACCUACAUACAGAAAAGCUGUUGCCUGAAGAAGGGACUAAUCUAAUUUCCAAGGACGACUCUGUUUCUACUGUUAUACUGAUUAACUCUUCUAUAUGUACCAUGCAAAGAAUUGCUGUAUUAGAAGACGGAAGUUUGGUUGAGUUAUUGCUGGAACCAGUCAAAAGCAAUGUGCAAUGUGAUAGUGUUUAUUUAGGGGUUGUCACAAAACUUGUUCCUCACAUGGGUGGUGCAUUUGUAAAUAUCGGGAGUUCUAGACCUUCUCUUAUGGACAUAAAACGGAGUAGGGAACCAUUCAUAUUCCCUCCAUUUCAUCAUGGAACAAAAGAAAAGGACAAUGGUUCUGUAUUCAACACACUUAGAGAGAAUCCUAUAGCCCAUGAAAAUGAACACACAUCAUAUGAUGUCGAAGCUGAUGAUCUCAGAGAAGUUGACUUUCAGGAUGAUCCAGUACAAUUUGCGCAUGAUGAUUUUGAGGAGCAUGAAGUUGAGGAUGACUUUGAUGUUCUUAAGAAAGAUCUGAAUGGCAGCAUUGUCGAUCAUGGUGGGGUGGAAGUUGAUUUUGAUGACUACUCAGAUGGAAUAGAGAACCAUAUAGAUGGUGAAACCAUUAACAAUUUCCUUCCUGUUGAAUUAGAGAAAGGUUUUCAUGAUUCCCAGCUGCCCCCUCUUCUAGAGAUGAAGGAUUCUAGACAAGCAUAUACUGUUGAGAAUAAGUGGGCACAGGUUCAGAAAGGCACCAAAAUAAUUGUACAAGUUGUUAAAGAGGGAUUGGGUACAAAAGGUCCCACACUGACAGCUUAUCCAAAAUUAAGGAGCAGAUUCUGGGUACUGCUUACUUGUUGCAACAGAAUUGGAGUCUCAAAGAAAAUUUCUGGCGUUGAGCGUACAAGAUUGAGAGUCAUUGCAAAAACUUUGCAGCCCAAGGGUUUUGGUCUGACUGUAAGGACUGUUGCUGCGGGUCAUACCUUAGAGGAAUUGCAGAAGGACUUGGAAGGCUUGCUCUCAACUUGGAAAAAUAUAGUGGAACAUGCAAAAUCUGCAGCUCUUGCAGCAGAUGAAGGUGUGGAAGGGGCAAUCCCUGUUAUUUUGCAUAGGGCAAUGGGUCAAACUCUCUCCGUUGUCCAGGAUUAUUUCAAUGAGAAGGUUGAGAGCAUGGUAGUCGACUCACCAAGGACAUAUCAUGAGGUUACUAACUACCUUCAGGAAAUUGCUCCUGAUCUUUGUGAUCGAGUUGAGUUAUACAAUAAAAGGGUUCCUCUCUUUGAUGAAUUCAACAUCGAAGAAGAGAUCAAUAAUAUUCUAAGUAAAAGGGUCCCGCUCCCUAAUGGAGGUUCUUUAGUGAUUGAACAAACUGAGGCAUUAGUCUCUAUUGAUGUGAAUGGUGGGCACGGGAUGCUUGGCAAUGGCACUUCACAAGAAAAAGCUAUUCUUGAUGUCAACCUUGCUGCAGCAAAACAAAUUGCAAGGGAGUUACGACUGAGAGAUAUUGGCGGCAUCAUCGUAGUAGAUUUCAUUGAUAUGUUGGAUGACUCAAAUAAGAGAUUGGUGUAUGAAGAAGUUAAGAAAGCUGUUGAGAGAGACCGGUCAAUGGUGAAAGUUUCUGAAUUGUCUAGGCAUGGGCUUAUGGAAAUAACCAGAAAGAGGGUUCGACCUAGUGUGACGUUUAUGAUUAGCGAACCUUGCAGUUGCUGUCACGCUACUGGGAGAGUUGAAGCUUUGGAAACCUCCUUCUCAAAAAUUGAACAAGAAAUUUGCCGGUUGCUUGCAAUGACAGAGGAGAAAGCUGACCCUGAAAAUCCUAAUUCCUGGCCAAGAUUCAUCCUGAUGGUUGACCGCUUCAUGUGUAACUACUUGACUUCAGGGAAAAGGACAAGAUUGGCAAUCUUGAGUAGUUCUCUCAAAGUCUGGAUUCUUCUAAAGGUUGCCAGAGGUUUCACUAGGGGUGCGUUUGAGGUGAAACCUUUUACUGAUGAUAAAGUGAACAUUAGUUCACAUCAAGGUCCCAUUUCGAUGUUGCGACCAACAGAGGCUGGAACCUACAAUCCCAGAAGGAAUGUAACCCUCUUUCCAAUCAAAAAAUGGAAGACUGGUGGGAAAUGAAGUUGGUAGAUUCUCUUCUUUGCAAAACAGCCCAAUUUCUCAUUUCCUUGUUCUUCCCUUGUUCCUUCUUUUCUUUCGAGGGGCCGGCAGAUUACUGGCAUGUAACUUGUUUAGGUCAAAUAGUGGGUCAUAGUUUUUCCCCUUCUGCAUUUUUUUGGCUAAUGAGUCCUGUUGUGCCAAUGCUAAGUUGUCCAAUUUUGUUGUUAUCAACAAUGUUGUUUUUCUCCUAAUAAUCAAUAAUCUAUAGAUUUAUUUGCUAGUGUCUUA